AGUCACGAAUACCAUUUACACUGAUAAGUAUUUUUGCUGUAAAGUAAUUAAUCGUGCACAUCCUUUUUAUUUGUUUUUUUUAGCGAUUUUUCCUAAAUGUACGAACCACCGAAACCUGGAUCUAAAAUUAUCAUCGUGGGUGCUGGAUGUUUUGGACUUGCCACAGCGCUGGCACUUUCAUCGGAUAAGGAGAAAAAUUACGAUAUCCAUGUUUUUGAUAGAGGCGUGAUCCCUAUCAUCGAUGCUGCAUCUACAGAUAUAAGCAAGGCUGUUAGAAUGGACUACGGAACCAACAAGUUGUGUAUGGAACUCGCCGUAGAUGCUAUUCGCGUUUGGGAACAAUGGAAUAAAGAAAGAGCUGAUAAUGGUCUUAAACCAGUCUAUCAUAAUACAGGAAUGAUCGCGUUCUCGGAUAAUGGUGAACUUUCUGAAUACGACAAGCAAGGAUUAGAGACCAUUAGGGAGGCUGGAUAUGGCGAAUUCAUUGAAGAAUUGUCAUCCGAAGAAAUAAAGAAAAGAUACCCAUUUUUUGAAACGGCAGUGAAUAAUGGAUAUGAUAUUGCGUAUUUCAACAAAGUCGGUGGUUGGUGUAACUCAUCUGAGGCCAUUAUGCAUAUUUAUAAGAAAUGCAUAAGCAAUGGCGUCAAUUUUAUUUUGGGAAAAGAGUCCGGAUGCUUUGAAAGCAAUUUAGUUGACCCUCAAUCGCCAAGGACUGUACUUGGCAUAAAAACAAUCGAUGGUAACGAGCAUCGUGGAGAUCGAGUGAUUUUGGCGACAGGUCCCUGGACACCAGGCGUAAUUGAUAUGCAAGGGCAGGUGAUUGCCAGUGGUCAGGUUAUCGUUCAAUUUAAAUUAUCAGAUAAAGACAGAAAAUCGCUAAAUGAUCUACCUGUUUGGAGUGGAAAUGUAUCAAAGACAGGUUGUUACGGGUUUCCUGUGAAUGACGACGGCAUUUUGAAAAUCGGUAAACAUUCGAUAGGAUAUCUAAAUCCACGCGCGACAGACAAUAUUUCUAUCCCGCGAACUCAAGCUUCGAAUUCGGGAGACACAAUUCCAUUGAAAGCCUUGAAUGAAUUUCGUGAGUUCCUAGAUACAUUUCUCCCGUUAACAACACCCCUUGACGUAUUUUAUUCACGGGUAUGCUGGUACUCUGAUUCUAUCGACGGCGACUUUGUCAUCUGCCCCCAUCCCAAAUAUGACAACUAUAUUGUUGCCACAGGAGACUCGGGACAUGCUAUGAAAUUUUUACCCAAUAUAGGACAGAAAAUAAAGGACGUCAUCGAUGCUAAGGAUACAGAAUACACACGCGCAUGGGCUUGGCGUAACAAGGAAGCGAAGCCAGAUUUUUAUGAUAGGCCUUUACUUAUCCAAAAUAAUCACAAACUUUUGAGAAUGGCUACACUAGAAGAACUAAAAGCCAAAAUAAAUUGCUGAAAGCGUUUUUUAUUAUGUUAAUUUAG
Mucor mucedo is the source of this 1460-nucleotide messenger RNA. Its product is annotated as FAD dependent oxidoreductase. The transcript has 4 exons. Lineage: Eukaryota; Fungi; Mucoromycota; Mucoromycetes; Mucorales; Mucoraceae. Gene Ontology annotation, molecular function: flavin adenine dinucleotide binding; sarcosine oxidase activity. The record is from RefSeq and is a predicted model, not a curated record. The coding region runs from base 97 to 1434 and encodes 445 amino acids.